This is a messenger RNA of Cydia fagiglandana, 1615 nucleotides long. Its product is annotated as putative inorganic phosphate cotransporter. The transcript has 8 exons. Gene Ontology annotation, biological process: transmembrane transport; monoatomic anion transport. Gene Ontology annotation, molecular function: transmembrane transporter activity. Gene Ontology annotation, cellular component: plasma membrane. The record is from RefSeq and is a predicted model, not a curated record. Lineage: Eukaryota; Metazoa; Arthropoda; Insecta; Lepidoptera; Tortricidae. The coding region runs from base 56 to 1612 and encodes 518 amino acids.
AUGACUGGCAGUGUCGGCUGCAAGUAAAUGUUUAUACGCCAGUAUUUAAUGCAGUAUGACCCUCACAGGAUGGAGACUAAUAUUAAAUCGAGUAAUGAUCAUACCCCAGCGCUAUGUCCUCGGGGUGAUGGGUUUAUUCGCUUUAGCGAACUCUUUCACAAUGCGGGUCUGUCUCAGCAUGACGAUCACACAGAUGGUAACGCACACGGCUUCCACAGAACACGUUAUUGGUGAAACUUGUCCUGAUCCGGACAUAUCGAACGUUACUGUCAGAGAGGCUCCCAAUAUGACGCUGAUGAUAUAUGAGCGUCGCGAAAAAUAUGAUUGGAGCGAAGCAACCCAAGGAUUCCUGCUUAGUUCCUUUUAUUAUGGAUACGUGCUGACUCACCUGCCCGGCGCUCUUCUGGCGGAGAAGUUUGGUGGAAAAUGGACUGUUGGGCUCGGUCUGUUGACUACGUCUGUGGCCACUGUACUAACCCCAUGGGCUGUUACUGUUGGAGGCGCUGUUGGGUUGUUUAUAAUUCGUGUUAUUGAGGGAAUGGGAGAGGGUCCAGUAACACCAGCGUUUGUACUAUUAUUAGCGCGAUGGGUACCCCCAUCUGAGCGGUCUCGAUUUGGCGCUAUGAUAUUCGGUGGCGCCCAAAUUGGUAACAUUUGUGGGCCCUACAUCUCAGGCUUGCUGCUGAAUAAUGGUGGAGAUUGGGCCAACGUGUUCUAUGUGUUUGGAGGAUUGGGGAUAAUAUGGUUUAUAUUCUGGAGCCUCUUAUGCUACAGUACCCCAAACUCCCACCCGUACAUAUCGGAUCGGGAGCGGGAGUACUUGAAGGACAGCGUCAUCGCCUCCGGUCUACACAAGAAGCUGGACCCGGUGCCAUUUAAGGCCCUGAUGAGAUCGCCGCAGCUUUGGGCCCUGGUCGCUGCGGCUAUCGGGCACGAUUGGGGCUAUUUCACAAUGAUCACCGACCUCCCGAAGUACUUCUCCGAUGUUCUUCGCUUCAACAUCAAAGAGACAGGCCUCAUGUCCGCCUUGCCCUACAUGGCUAUGUAUGUGUCCUCGUUUCUGAUGGCUGGUAUGUGCGAUUUAUGCAUCAAGAAGAAAUGGCACAGCAUCAGCACGGGCAGGAAGAUAUACACGACACUAUCCUCUUCCGUGCCGGCAGUUUUUAUCAUGCUGGCCUCGUACUCGGGCUGCAACCGGGCGGAGGCCGUCGGCCUCUUCAUAGCGUCCAUGGUUUUCAUGGCAGGCUUCUAUAGCAGCGUCAAGAUCAAUGCAAUGGACAUCGCGCCGAACUACGCAGGAACGUGCUCUGCAUUUGCUAAUGGGAUCGCAGCGAUUUCUGGCAUGAUUACACCUUAUUUGAUCGGGUUGUUGACUCCUGAUCAAACAGUAGGACAGUGGCGCAUUGCAUUUUGGGCAGUAUGCUCGGUGCUAGUAGGCACUGAUAUCCUUUACCUGAUCUGGGGAAGCGGCGAGCCGCAGUGGUGGGAUGAUGUGGACAAGUACGGCUAUCCUCCAGAUUGGAAACAUGGUCCGCUGAAAAAACGAGCCCAGGACACUGAAAAGAAGAUUGUGUAUCCUAAGCAUGAUCAUUCGCCCGUCUCGACUGACUGAAAA